This is a messenger RNA of Trichoderma gamsii, 2193 nucleotides long. RefSeq lists its product as hypothetical. Gene Ontology annotation, biological process: transcription by RNA polymerase I. The transcript is spliced from 2 exons. The record is from RefSeq and is a predicted model, not a curated record. The coding region runs from base 1 to 2193 and encodes 730 amino acids. NCBI's taxonomy places the organism in Eukaryota, Fungi, Ascomycota, Sordariomycetes, Hypocreales, Hypocreaceae.
AUGGCGCCCAAAGAGCCCUUCAAGGUUCAUUCCUUGGCCAAGCAUGUCGAGGACACCAACAAGGGCCUCAGCGCCUCUGCCCAGUACAACCGGCGGCCUGGUUCCAAGGCGGCUGCUGUGCCUGUGAAGAAAGAGCCUGGCCUUGCCAAUGCCAGCCUUUUCGGAAACAAUGACGACAGCGACGAGUCUAGCGACAGCAGCGACAGUGACAGCGACGAAGAUCCCAGCACGAAUUUUAUUAAGAAGAUUGGCGCCAAUGGCACAAAGCCUUCCGCAACUCCCACUCCCAAGCGGCGCAGCAGGGACGAGGAAAUCGCCGAUAGCGACGUCGAGCGCACUGCUUCUGCCAAGAAAGCCGCUGCCGCCAAGAAAGAGAAGCUCCUGAAGAAGGAAGAAUCUUCGUCCGAGUCCUCGAGCGACUCGUCCAGCGAAUCAGAGUCAGAGGAAAGUGAGCCGAAAGCGAAGACAAACGGAGCGAGUGCAAAGCCAGCUGCCGCCGCUCAGGAUUCGUCCAGCAGCAGCUCUGAAGAGGAGAGCGAAGACGACUCGAGUGAUGAAGAUGAGACAUCCAAAGCUGUAGCAAAGAUGCUCACCAUACCUGCCGCUCUGAAGGGUGCCAAGGGCGCCGCCAAAGAACCCACCAAGGCCACCGCCAAAGAGAGUACCAAGCCGGUCGCCAAAAAAGACGACUCAAGCAGCUCUAGCGAAGAGGAUAGCAGCGAAGAAGAGAGCAGCGAAGAGGAAUCAAGCGACGACGAAGAUGAAUCUACAAAGCCUGAAGCUACAAAACCUGUAGUCGCAACACCCAAGGCUGCAAAGCCCGUAGCUGCGACGCCCAAGACCCUAAAGGCUGUACCUGCAACACCCAAGGCUACAGACCCCGAAGCUAUAAGGAAAGCAUUAAAAGAUUCAUCAAUGGACACUGAGUCCGAAUCCGAAUCCGAGUCUGAAGCUGAGGCUGAGGCUUCUGAAGCAGAAGAGAGUGACGAUCAGGUUGACGAAUCUAUGCAAAUUUCUAACCGUGAGAUGGACAAGCAACUUGGAGUUCCGAAAUUCAUCACUCCUGACUUUACUCUUCGUAAGGGAGAUGAUGGAGCUAAUGGACAAGAUGUGGCUCGAAUCUGCAACGAAGCAAAUUUGCAAGGCAAGCAAGUCUGGUACUUUACAGUUCCCUCCAACGUCCCCAUAUCUGUCAUCCAAAAUAUGGAGAUCCCUAUGGACCGAUCGCAGUUCGGUGGCCCUGUCUUUUCUCAUGAUGGCCAAGACUAUGGCGCCACCUUUGACACGACAACGCCUAGAAGCUCGAUUCAGAUCUUGAUUCCUUCAUCCGGCGAUUCCAAUUACCAUUCUGCUGGCCAACAGGUUGAUCAAACUAUGCAUAUCAAGAGAAUUACAAGCCUUGGCGGUGCUGGCGCAUCGACCACUGGCCCUGCACCUCGUCGUGCGCCUCGGCCUCAGCCAAAAGGCCUCAGGGCCAGGUACCAGCCCUUUGGCGUGAACACCCCGAUGGGCAAUAUUGGAGCGGACUCGCCGGGAGAUGAAGAUGUCGAGAUGCAGGAGGCACCCCAGACAGUGGCGACUCCAAAAUCCACCAAAAAGUCGAAGAGCAAGGAUAAGAAGAAAGGCACCGAUGAGACCACCACAGCCGACCGCAAAGGCAAGAGAAAGCACAACGUUUCGGACGAUGAUGCCUCGGCCGCUGCACAGCAGCUAGCAGAGGAGAAUAAGUCUGCAGAGACAAAAUCCAAGAAACAGAAGGUGGCUCGGGCUUCUAGUCCUGAUCUUGGAACAGAGCUGCCCACAAUCAGCAAGAAACAGACACCAGUUGUACCACCAGCGAUUCCAUCACCAGCCGCCGCUAUUGCCACUCCUUCAAAACCAGCAGCCGCUACCCCCAGCGCAGCGAAGAAGUCCUCUAAGAAAGCGAAGCCUGAGACUCCUGUACCUGCGCCGCGGCAGACAGCUGUUCCACUUCCCAACAUCCCGCUUACUUCCCGGCCUAAGGAAUCGCCAGUUCCCCUCCCACCUUCUUCUAGCCUCGCAGCUUCAACACCUUUGCAGUCAAAAAGCAAGAAGAGCAAGAAGAGCAAGGACGAGGUAACCGCCACCGGGUCAUCCCAACAGAGCCCUCCACCAAGUGCUCAAGGUGGGGAUAAGAAAAAAUAUUCCCGUAAAGCUAUCAAUAUGGGUUAG